This is a messenger RNA of Dentiscutata heterogama, 457 nucleotides long. The record is from the annotation of a GenBank genome assembly. Lineage: Eukaryota; Fungi; Glomeromycota; Glomeromycetes; Diversisporales; Gigasporaceae.
GUCAUCUUCCCAAUUAUCGUCGGCUGCAGCAAGUGAGGAUCAAGUUAACGAAAGUGAAAUGAGUAGUGAAGAUGAAGAAUCUGAGUUUGCAGUAGAUUAUAAAUUAUUUGUUAAAACAGCGGAUGGGUGGUUACCAUCUUCUUAUUUACAAUCACCACCAACUAUGUCAUCACAAAUGCCAUUAGUUUUACCAUCUUCGCCACUACAUGCACUACAUACACAAGUACAACUUACACAACCGCAGACACAACUAUCACAAUCUCCACAAGUACAACUUAUACAACCAUUGUUACCACAAACACAACUAUCACAAUCUCCACAAGUACAACUUACACAAUCAUCACCACAAGUACAAGUUGGGCAAUCAUCUUCACCACAUGCGCAACUUAUACAACUACUGCCACCACAUAUACAAUCGACACAAGUACAACUUGCACAACCACUGUCAUCACAAUUU